Messenger RNA from Mytilus trossulus (common blue mussel), 1049 nucleotides. RefSeq lists its product as uncharacterized. The transcript has 3 exons. NCBI's taxonomy places the organism in Eukaryota, Metazoa, Mollusca, Bivalvia, Mytilida, Mytilidae. Gene Ontology annotation, biological process: cell adhesion. Bases 23 to 886 code for a protein of 287 amino acids. Gene Ontology annotation, molecular function: carbohydrate binding. The record is from RefSeq and is a predicted model, not a curated record.
GGACAUGUAUAAAUGAGGCGAUAUGAUAAAAGUAUGUAUAACGCGUCUAGUUUUCAUAAGUGAGGCUGACAAGUCUGACAGAAUGAGGCUCGUGUUUAUAUUCAUAACUGUUUGCAUUGUGUCUGCAUAUGGCACCACGUUAAAGUUUGAAUCCUCUCCCUCUUCAGUCGAUGAUGAGAACGAGGUCGAGGCUCCGAAGCCAGAUGUAGCCCCCUCCUCAGUCGAUGAUGAGAACGAGGUCAAGGCUACGAAGCCAGAUGUUGCCCCAUCUUCAGUCGAUGAUGAUAUGGAGGACGAGGUCGAGGCUCCGGAGCCAGAUGUUGCCCCCUCUUCCGUCGAUGAUAUGGAGGACGAGGUCGAGGCUCCGGAGCCAGAUGUUGCCCCAUCUUCAGUCGAUGAUGAUAUGGAGGACGAUGUCGAGGCUCUGAACUCAGAUGGUGCCAACGUUGAGUCAAAAGAUGAAACGGAGAAUAAUGAGUUUCAGGCCCUGAAAUCGGAAGUAUCAAUGUUGAAGAGAGAAAUGACAAAAGUCCAACGUCGUCAUCUCAACCGUCGUCAUCGUCACCGUCGUUAUCGUCACCGUCGUCAUCACCACCGUCGUCAUUAUCACCGACGUCAUGGUUGCGUAUCUGGAACUGCACAGCUUGGGUAUUCGGCUAGACGAAACAAACAGCGAGUUAUGUACAUACGAUUUAGUAGACCUUUCCGCAGGACACCUGCUUUAGUUGUUGGAAUGACCUCACUGGAUACCUACAGGAGAAAGAAUGUGAGGGUAACUACGAAUGUACUCCAUCUUUCUGGACAUGGAUUCAUUUUGUAUAUUAAAACCUGGGGCGGCUCGAUUACCUACAAUGUAGUCUACACUUGGAUGGCGUGUCCAAAGUAGAUGCUCACAUAAUCAUAUAUGUACAAAUUCCUCUAUGAGUGUAUUCCAAUUGUAACUUUCUACAAAAUCCCUAUUACGUUCUUGUUAUUUCUUUAGAAUAUUAAACUUCAAACAAAAUAUUGUAAAUCUUUGUUAAUCAAUAACUAUAAGUUAGAUAAAAGAA